This is a messenger RNA of Prorocentrum cordatum, 2580 nucleotides long. The record is from the annotation of a GenBank genome assembly. NCBI's taxonomy places the organism in Eukaryota, Dinophyceae, Prorocentrales, Prorocentraceae.
AUGAGGCUGCGCGGAGCUCACGUCCUCGUGGAGAUGCACGGAGAGGUCCCCAUCUUCUACCACGCCUACUUCCGGCUGAGGCUGCCGAAGGUGUUCCAGGACCUGUGGGGCGGGGUCCGUGCCGCCCUCCUGCAGCGCGGGACCGCCCUGCACUUCGAGGUCUCCCUCUCCUCCGACUGCGCCUGGGGGCACUGCCGCGCCGCAUACGCCACGCGGGAGGAGAUGCGGCAGCACCUGCUGGAGGUCCGGGGCGCGUGGCGUGCAGCGCUCAGCGGCCCGGCAACCUUGAGCAGGUUCGAGCUGCACGGCCUGUCCGCAGACACCGACGAGCUCCGCCGCUCGGCAGCGCUCACGGCGCUGGGCGUCGGCCCCACCCUCUGUCGGGUCUACCAGGGGUACUACUCCCUCUGGGGGCCCCCGCGCACGCACGCCCCCGGCGCGGUGGAGGACUGCCCGGACGUGCUGUGCACGUUCCGCAUCGUGCCGCUUGACCCCUCCACGGGUCGGCCGGGCCAGCGGGCGGACGUGUCGUACCUCUGGAACUUCUGGAGGGCCCACAAGCUGAGCGAGGUCGCCGUCGCCGUCGGGCCGUCGUCGGAGUUUCUGGAGGUCUCUUGCGGCACCAGCCACGUCCAGGAGCUGCUGCAGCACCUCUUGACCCAGGAGGUCCUGGCCCAGGAGGAGCACCUCGUGGCGGAGGCCCGCGUCCCCCCUGGGGACGCGCGCCGCCGCCGCGAGGCGCACGGCUACGACGUCCACGUCCCCCCCGAGGCAGGCUGGGUGCUGGACCUCCCAGAGCUCCGCAGCCUGCACCGGCCGCGCGUCUUCCAGAUCCGCUGGAGCUUCCGCGCGCGCGGGCGCACGGGUGCCCGCUCUCGGCGCGCGGCCUCUGCGCCGCCGCCGGACGUGGCCCGGGUGGAGGCCCAGAGCGCAGAGGGCGAGGCCGCCGAGGACCCGCGCAUGCCCGGCUGCGACCAGCUGGGUCACGGCGGCGCCGAGUGCGCGCAAGAGCCUGGCCCACCAGCCGACCGGGGAGCCGAGCCCAGCGAUGGCAGGGAGGCUGGCGGCGCCGGCGGGUCUGGCGCAGCCGCCGUGGCGCUGCCGUUGCCUUCGCCCCGCCGGCAGCGCGCUUGCUCCCGCCAGGAUCGCCCAAAGGCCCCAGAGCCGGACGCCGCCAGGCUGGCCGCGGAAAACUUGAGGAUCGCUGGCGCUUCCACUGGCGGCAAGGGGCCCAGCAAGGGGCCCGGCAAGGGCAGGAGCCUGCCUGCCGCGCCCCGCGCCGCCGGGGGCAAGGGCAGCAAGAGGGGCAGCACGCCACUCGGUCGCCGGUUCCACUGGCAGGGCCUGUCCGCGGAGCGCCUGCAGGGCACGGUGUUCGAGCGCGACGCGGCAGUCGCGGCGGCCGGGGCGCCAGAGAGGGCCCUGAACCUGGCGGCUCUGGAGAGCUUGUUCUCGGACCUGCGGGUGGAGGGGGGCGUUUCUCCCUCGGGCGGUGGCGACAGUGAGGUGCGGGUGCUCUCCGCCUCGCGGGCACAGCACGUUUCCAUCGUGAUGCACCGCGUGCUGGGGCAUUCGGCCAACGUGGCGGACGUGGAGCGGCUCGCGCAGGGCCUGGAGCGGCUGUCCCUCUUGGACGGGGGGCGACCCUCGUCCGCGGCGCCGCUGCAGGACACAGAGCGCCUGGACCUGCUCAGCACGGCGCUGCCCACCGCCGAGGAGGCCGCGGAGCUGGAGAGCCUGGGGAGCAUCCCCGAGGGCCGCAUGCGCCGGGCGGAGCGGCUGCUGAUGCCGCUGCUGCGAGUCCCGCGCGCGGGCGUCCGCCUGAGGCUGCUGCAGCUCGCGCGCGGCGCGGGCUCGCGCCAGGCCCACCUGCGGGCCCGCGCGGGCCGCCUCGCCGAGGCGGGGAGGGCGCUGCGGGCGUCCGAGGCGUUGCGGCAGGUGCUGCGGGCGGUCGCCCGGCUGGGCAGCUGGAUCAACUCCUCAGAUCCAGGGGCGCACGGCGGCUUUGCCCUGUCGUCCGCCCUGGGCAAGCUGCGGUAUUUCCGCGCGCUGCGCGGGGACCGCUCCGUCUCGCUGCUGCACGUGGCCGUGCUCGCAGCGGCCGGCGGGGACUCCGAGGCCGCCGGGGCCCUUGGGGCGCAGCUCGGGCACGAGCUGCGGGAGCUGGACGAGGCCUCGCGCGAGGACGUGCGCGAGCUGGGGCAGGCGGUGGCCGACUUCGCCGCCGAGGUCGCGUGGUUCGCCCGCGAGGCCGAGCGGCCCGAGGGCACAGGCGGCGGCGGCUACGCGGCGGAGGCUCGCGAGCGGCUGUUGCGGGCGCACAGGGUGGAGCUCGCCCCGCGUGCCGAGGAGCUGCAGGGCGCCUGGAGCGAGGCCAGGGCCGAGCUGAGCGCGGCCCUGGCCUUCUUCGCAGAGCCUCAGGAGCCCGCGCCGGGCGGCAGCGUCGACGCGGGCGCCGCGGAGCGCCUGCUGAGGACCGUGGACGCGUUCCGCUGCGACCUGCAGCGGGCGGCCUCGGAGGUGCGCGCAGAGCCGGAGCGCUUCGCGGCCGUCUGCGCGGGCCCCGCCGCGCGGGCGCAG